Molecule: messenger RNA, 1170 nt
Organism: Myotis davidii
Lineage: Eukaryota; Metazoa; Chordata; Mammalia; Chiroptera; Vespertilionidae
Product: cytochrome c oxidase subunit 1-like
Exons: 1
Biological process (GO): electron transport coupled proton transport; mitochondrial electron transport, cytochrome c to oxygen
Cellular component (GO): membrane
Molecular function (GO): cytochrome-c oxidase activity; heme binding
Source: RefSeq, a predicted model, not a curated record
CAUGGUCUAGCGAUGAUCUUUAUGUUCUUAAUGCCGGCUUUGUACGGAGGAUAUGGUAACUUCUUUGUACCCAUAUAUAUUGGGGGUUCGGAAGUUGUAUUCCCAAGAACUAACGCAAUCUCCUAUUUCCUAGUACCAUUAGGUUCAGUGUUAGUUAUUCAAAGCAUUUGUUCCGAAUUUGGUAGUGGUAUUGGAUGGACUAUGUAUCCACCUUUAAGUACUAGUUUAAUGGCUUUAAAUCCAGAGGCAACUGAUUGGUUAAUAGGAGGUCUUGCUGUUCUAGGUAUAAGCAGUCUACUUAGUUCUAUUAAUUUCCUUGGUACAUGUGUAUUUAUGGGAUCUAGUGCUGGCGGUAGAAAUUAUAUCUUAUAUAUUUGGGCUAUCAUAUUUACUGCUAUCAUGCUAAUAUUUACUUUACCUAUCUUAACAGGUGGAUUACUUAUGAUCUUAUUAGAUUUACAUAUCAAUACUGAAUUCUAUGAUUCUAUGUACUCUGGAGAUAGUGUAUUAUAUCAACAUCUGUUCUGGUUUUUUGGACACCCAGAAGUAUAUAUUCUAAUUUUACCUGGAUUUGGUGUUGUAUCUCAAACACUGUCUAUGUAUGCUUGCCGAUCUGUGUUCGGUGGACAAUCUAUGAUCCUAGCUAUGGGUUGUAUUUCUAUCCUAGGAUCUUUAGUUUGGGCCCAUCAUAUGAUGACAGUUGGUCUAGAAGUAGAUACACGUGCAUACUUCUCAGCUAUGACAAUUAUGAUUGCCAUUCCUACCGGUACUAAAAUAUUCAAUUGGUUAGGUACUUAUAUGGCCAGUCAUAUAUCUACCCGAGCAGUAGACUUAUGGUCUGCACUUAGUUUCAUUCUUCUGUUUACCUUAGGUGGUACUACGGGGGUAGUAAUGGGUAAUUCAGGAAUGGAUAUCGCGUUACAUGACACUUAUUAUAUUGUAGCACAUUUCCAUUUCGUAUUAUCUCUCGGAGCUGUCUUAGCCACUAUAUGUGGCUUUAUUUUUUAUAGCAGAGAUAUGUUUGGCGAUACUACUAAUUUAUUCCAUGUACAGACAGGAUCCUCUCCUUAUUUAAGUAUUUGGUUUAUAGUAUUCUUAGCUAGUAUUUUAUUAAUAUUCUUACCUAUGCAUAUCUUAGGAUUUAACGUUAUGCCAAGAAGGAUACCAGAU